Molecule: messenger RNA, 3711 nt
Organism: Rangifer tarandus platyrhynchus (Svalbard reindeer)
Lineage: Eukaryota; Metazoa; Chordata; Mammalia; Artiodactyla; Cervidae
Source: the annotation of a GenBank genome assembly
AUGAGCACCGCCGCCUUCCACAUCUCCAGCCUCCUGGAGAAGAUGACGUCCAGCGACAAGGACUUCAGGUUCAUGGCCACCAGUGAUCUGAUGUCGGAGCUUCAGAAGGACUCCAUCCAGCUGGACGAGGAGAGUGAGCGCAAGGUGGUGAAGAUGCUGCUCCGGCUCCUGGAGGACAAGAACGGGGAGGUGCAGAACCUGGCGGUCAAGUGCCUGGGUCCUCUGGUGGGCAAAGUGAAGGAGUACCAGGUGGAGACCAUCGUGGACGCCCUCUGUGCCAACAUGCGGUCAGACAAGGAGCAGCUCCGAGACAUCGCUGGCAUCGGCCUCAAGACCGUCCUGUCGGAGCUCCCCACUGCAGCCACAGGCUCCAGCCUGGCCUCCAGCGUGUGCCGGAAGAUCACCGGCCAGCUCACCAGUGCGAUCGCCCAGCAGGAGGACGUGGCCGUGCAGCUGGAAGCCCUGGACAUCCUUUCUGACAUGCUGAGCAGGCUGGGAGCUCCGCUGGGCGCCUUCCACGCCAGCCUCCUGCACUGUCUGCUGCCGCAGCUGAGCAGUCCACGCCUGGCCGUGCGCAAGCGGGCCGUUGGGGCGCUCGGCCACCUGGCGGCCGCCUGCAGCACCGACCUCUUCGUGGAGCUCGCUGACCACCUCCUGGACCGGCUGCCCGGCCCACGCGCGCCAGCCAGCCCCGCGGCGAUCCGCACCCUCAUCCAGUGUUUGGGCAGCAUUGGCCGCCAGGCAGGCCACCGCCUGGGGGCCCACCUGGACCGCCUGGUGCCCCUGGUGGAGGAGUUCUGCAACCUGGAUGAUGACGAACUUCGGGAGUCCUGCCUCCAGGCCUUUGAGGCCUUCCUGAGGAAGUGUCCCAAGGAAAUGGGCCCUCACGUGCCCAACGUGACCAGCCUCUGCCUUCAGUAUGUAAAGCAUGACCCCAACUAUAACUACGACAGUGACGAGGAUGAGGAGCAGAUGGAGACCGAGGACAGCGAGUUCAGCGAGCAAGAGAGUGAGGAGGAAUACAGCGAUGACGACGACAUGAGCUGGAAGGUGCGCCGGGCAGCGGCCAAGUGCCUGGCAGCCCUGAUCGACUCUCGGCCCGACCUGCUGCCUGACUUCCACUGCGCCCUGGCGCCCGCACUCAUCCACCGCUUCAAGGAGCGCGAGGAGAACGUCAAGGCCGACGUGUUUGGGGCUUACAUCGUGCUGCUGCGGCAGACGCGGCCCCCAAAGGGGUGGCUGGAGGUCACGCAGGAGCCCACCCAGACCAGCAGCAGCCUCCAGAUGCUGCGAGGACAGGUGCCUCUUGUGAUGAAGGCCCUGCAGCGGCAGCUGAAAGAUCGGAGUGCCAGGGCCCGCCAGGGCUGCUUCAGCCUCCUCACCGAGUUGGCGGGCGUCCUCCCGGGCAGCCUGGCGGAGCACAUGCCCGUGCUGGUAGCAGGCAUUGUCUUCUCGCUGGCGGACCGCUCCAGCUCCUCCACCAUCCGGAUGGACGCCCUGGCCUUCCUGCAGGGGCUGCUGGGCACGGAGCCGGCCGAGGCCUUCCAGCCCCACCUGCCCACUCUCCUGCCACCAGUGAUGGCCUGCGUGGCCGACCCUUUCUACAAGAUCGCAGCAGAGGCCCUGCUGGUGCUCCAGGAGCUGGUGAGGGCACUGUGGCCGCUGGAUGCGCCUCGGAAGCUGGACCCCGAGCCCUACGUUGGAGAGAUGUCUGCGGCCACCCUGGCCCGGCUUCGGGCCACCGACCUGGACCAGGAGGUGAAGGAGCGGGCCAUCUCCUGCAUGGGCCACCUCGUGGGUCACCUGGGCGACCGACUCGGGGGCGACCUGGAGCCGUCGCUCUUGCUCCUCCUGGACCGCCUGCGGAACGAGAUCACACGGCUCUCGGCCGUCAAGGCACUGACACUGGUGGCCAUGUCCCCGCUGCGGAUCAACCUGCAGCCCAUCCUGGCCGAGGCACUGCCCAUCCUGGCCUCCUUCCUGCGCAAGAACCAGCGGGCGCUGCGGCUGGCCACGCUGGCGGCCCUGGCCGCGCUGGCCCAGAGCCAGGGCCCCGGUCUCCCGCCGUCUGCCGUGCGGGCUGUGCUGGCUGAGCUGCCCGCCCUGGUCAGCGAGAGCGACAUGCAUGUGGCCCAGCUGGCCGUGGACUUCCUUGCUACUGUGACCCGUGCCCAGCCAGCCUCCAUGGCCGAGGUCAGCGGCCCCGUGCUGGCCGAGGUGCUGCGGUUGCUGCGCUCGCCCCUGCUGCCAGCUGGGGUACUGGCGGCCACCGAAGGCUUCCUGCAGGCCCUGGUGGGGGCCCGGCCGCCAUGCAUGGACUAUGCCAAGCUCAUCGGCUUGCUCACGGCGCCUGUGUACGAGCAGGCGGCGGACGGCGGGCCCGGCCUGCACAAGCAGGUGUUCCACUCGCUGGCCCGCUGCGUGGCGGCCCUGGCCGCAGCCUGUCCCCAGGAGGCGGCGGGCACGGCCAACCGCCUGGUCGGUGAUGCCAGGUCGCCCAGCUCGAGCCCUGGGGUCAAGGUCCUGGCGUUCCUGUCGCUGGCCGAGGUGGGCCAGGUGGCCGGGCCGGGCCCACAGCGGGAGCUGAAGGCGGUGCUCCUGGGAGCCCUGGGCUCGCCCAGUGAGGACGUGAGGGCGGCCGCCUCCUACGCGCUGGGCCGCGUGGGCGCGGGGAACCUGCCCGACUUCCUGCCCUUCCUGCUGGGGCAGAUGGAGGCCGAGCCCCGGAGGCAGUACCUGCUGCUGCACUCGCUGCGGGAGGCCCUGGGGGCCGCCCAGCCUGACAGCCUGAAGCCCUACGCCGAGGACAUCUGGGCCCUGCUGUUCCAGCGCUGCGAGGGUGCCGAGGAGGGCACCCGGGGGGUGGUGGCCGAGUGCAUCGGGAAGCUUGUCCUCGUAAACCCUCCCUUCCUCCUGCCCCGGUUCCGGAAGCAACUCGCUGCAGGUCGGCCACACACCCGCUGCACCGUCAUCACAGCAGUUAAGUACCUCAUCUCCGAUCAGCCCCACCCCAUCGAUCCCCUCCUGAAGACCUUCAUCGGAGAAUUCAUGGAGAGCCUGCAGGACCCGGACCUGAACGUGCGCCGGGCCACACUGGCUUUCUUCAACUCCGCCGUGCACAACAAGCCCUCUCUGGUCCGCGACCUGCUGGACGACAUCCUGCCCUUCCUCUACCAGGAGACGAAGAUCCGCCGCGACCUCAUCCGAGAGGUGGAGAUGGGGCCCUUUAAGCACACGGUGGACGAUGGGCUGGACGUGCGGAAGGCGGCCUUCGAGUGCAUGUACUCGCUGCUGGAGAGCUGCUUGGGCCAGCUGGACGUCUGCGAGUUCCUGAACCACGUGGAGGAUGGCUUGAAGGACCACUACGAUAUCCGGAUGCUGACCUUCAUCAUGCUCGCCCGACUGGCUGCCCUAUGUCCUGUGCCCGUCCUGCAGAGGGUGGACCGGCUCAUCGAGCCCCUCAGGGCCACCUGCACUGCCAAGGUCAAAGCUGGUUCCGUGAAACAAGAGUUUGAGAAGCAAGAUGAACUGAAGCGCUCAGCCAUGAGGGCAGUGGCUGCCCUGCUGACCAUCCCGGAAGUGGGCAAGAGCCCCAUCAUGGCUGACUUCUCAUCUCAAAUUCGAUCCAAUCCCGAACUGGCUGCCCUCUUUGAAAGCAUCCAGAAGGAUUCCGUUUCGGCUCCCAGCACAGACUCCAUGGAACUCAGCUAG